AUUGGCCGCGAGGAAACAGGGUGGAGCUGCUAUCCGGAACAGAGCAGCUUCAUUCAUUAAUAAAAUUGGUUAAUAUGAUAGGACUUUAGCGAGGGCUCAGUGUGUUUAGAAAAGUCGUGAGGGAGUUUUUAACAAACACGAUCUCAUCUCCGGUUUCCUCUGUGCGCCAUUCGUCUCUCUAUACCCGCCUGUGUCUCAACUCUCCUGGGAUCAGCUUGUCAUGUUCAGUCGCAGCUACAAGAGGAGAGAUUCCGGCAGAUCGCUGAACCCUGCAGAUGAGGUACAGAGAGGACAGCCCUGCAUCACCUGUGGAGAACAGUGUCCUGGCUUUGCUUUGCACAAAUGGAGAAAGAUCUGUGUGCACUGUAAGUGUCGCCGUGAGGAGCAUGCAGUGACAGCCAUGCCUGUUGAGAUGGAGAAGACUGUCACCAAGCUGAUGUACGACUUCCAGAGGAACUCGACCUCAGAUGAUGACUCAGGCUGUGCGCUGGAGGAGUAUGCCUGGGUACCACCGGGGCUCAAACCUGAACAGGUUCACCAGUACUACAGUUCCCUGCCCGAGGACAAGGUGCCCUACGUGAACAGCCCAGGGGAGAAAUACCGCAUCAAACAGCUGCUCCAUCAACUCCCACCGCACGACAAUGAGGUACGUUACUGUAACAGUCUAGAUGACGAGGAGAAGCGAGAACUAAAGCUCUUCAGCAACCAACGGAAACGGGAGAACCUGGGCAGAGGCAACGUCCGUCCAUUCCCAUUGACGAUGACGGGGGCAAUUUGUGAACAGUGCGGAGGCCAGAUAAAUGGCGGCGACAUCGCUGUUUUUGCGUCACGGGGUGGUCAUGGUGUGUGUUGGCAUCCAGCGUGCUUCAUGUGUAGCAUGUGCAACGAGCUCCUGGUGGACCUCAUCUACUUUUACCAAGAUGGGAAGAUCUACUGUGGGCGGCACCAUGCAGAGAGGCUGAAGCCACGCUGCACCGCCUGUGAUGAGAUCAUUCUGGCAGACGAGUGCACUGAAGCAGAGGGGCGUCACUGGCACAUGAAGCACUUCUGCUGUUUUGAGUGUGAGACCGUGCUGGGGGGCCAGCGCUACAUCAUGAAAGAGGGACGGCCCUACUGCUGCUCCUGCUUUGAGUCCCUCUACGCAGAGUACUGCGACUCCUGCGGGGAACAUAUCGGCAUUGACCAAGGCCAGAUGACGUACGACGGGCAGCAUUGGCAUGCCACAGAGGGCUGUUUUUGCUGUGCCCGCUGUAAACGUUCUCUGCUGGGCCGACCUUUCCUGCCCAAGCAGGGCCAAAUCUUCUGCUCACGCUCCUGCAGUCUGGGGGAGGAACCGAACGGCUCCGACUCCUCUGAUUCAGCCUUCCAAAGCGCUCGCUCCACCAGAGAAUCCAGACGCAGCUCCAAGACUGGGAAGAGUAUAGGAGGAGGGGGAGUUGGUGGGGUGCAGUCUGAGAGAUUUUCAGGGGAGGUGGAUCCAUUGUCUUUACAAAUGGAUCUUCUGAGUCUGUCCAGCCAAACGCCCAGUUUGACUCGUGAGCCACCUGCUUGGCACGGCCAACAGCAAGCAGGUGACAGCUAUAAUUAUGAAUCUAAGUCUGACCCAACUGACAACCCCACCCCUCUCCAGCUCCUCAGCCAGUGCAAUGUCAGGACGGCCUUUAACCCUUCCUGCUCUGGACAGAAUCACCAGCAAGAUCACAGGAUAAAGGAGAAUGGAGGUUUAAAGAGACCUCCCAUCUCAGCCAUGAAGGGACACUCGUUCAAUGAGACGUGGUUCCAACAGCCCGCUCCAGAGGAGUACUACCCGCCCAAACUGAGGACCCAAAAGAGCUUCACUGAGGUGUCCCACUGUUCUCAGCAACACAACGGCUUCUCCUCAGACAAGCGCUCCAUCAGUUUUCAUGGCUUUCAGAGAGACAGAGAUGUGGGGCUUCCAACACCAACCCAGGUGCCAAGAAGCAGGAACCCAAUUAAUGCACUUAACUUCACCGAGCAACUGACCCCUCUAGAGCAGACCCCAAGAGGAUCCAUGGAGUCCUUGGCCCUGUCCAAUGCUACAGGGCACUCAGCAGAAGGAGGAGGAAAGCGUCAGGAGCAUCUUUCUCGUUUCUCCAUGCCGGACCUGAGCAAAGACUCUGGAAUGAACAUAUCAGAGAAAAGUAACAUGGGCACUCUCAACUCUUCAGAGCAAUUUCGUAGCUCUGAGUCAAUUCAUAGUCUCACUGUUGGUCAGCCAUACAUGGAAAUAGAUCCACCAAGGUCCUCAAAGUACCAGGUGCAGUACUGCGACCCCCAUGGCAUGGCUGUGGGUAUGGCGAUGACUCAUUUACCACCCGGCUUCACCUACCAGGAGGAGGAUAGGGUGAGUCUGGUGAGCAGCGCCAAUGCUGCUCGUUUGCCACCCAUCAGUGAGCGCAGGAUGGUUGGUGGAGGAGCAGGCGGGAGAGGAUCAAGUAUCCGGAUAGAUGCCCAGGAUGAGACUCCCCAGAGGCGUCGGCACCACCACCACCGCUCCAGGAGAUCCCGUCGAUCUCGUUCUGAAAACGCUCUCAACUUGGUGGCAGAGCGGAGGGUGAGACCUCAAGAAAGACCACAGCUGCGUGUCUGUGAGGAUUACGAUCGAUUCCCACCACCAAGGAGCGCCAGGGACCAGUUUGGAGUAGGAAGAGGAGGGGGAAGAUACCAACCUCAACCCUUCAGGCAGUGUCCCAGAACCACAUCAGACCUGACCCUUCAGAACCCCGGGUCCAGUCGUCGCACUGGUUUAAAUCAAUACUCCUGGGAUGAUUAUGAUGACGAUGACUGGUGCUCCACCUGCUCAUCAUCUUCUGAAUCUGAGGAUGAAGGUUACUUUCUGGGUGAGCCGAUCCCAAGACCCAUCCAGCUGCGCUACCUCAGCAACCAGGAGCUGGUUCAUAAGUACAACAACACAGGGAUGGGAGGACCCAACCGCAGUGGGCAGUUACACACUCGCAAACGCAGAAAAAGCAAGAACUGCAUUAUCUCCUAACAUACUGACACCUGAAACAGUUAAUGACUCUUAGGCUAGUUGUGUAUGCUAACAUCCUCCAUCUGGAACAAGAAGUAAACAAAACCCACAGUCCAUUUAUUCAGUAUUGUUGUGUGUUGAUUAUCACGUAAUUGAAAGUCUGUGAUGAAUAACAGUUGGUAAACAGUGACAAAGCAACAGUGUUUGCAUGUUUGUUCAGUUUCAUGUUUCAGAAUAUCUGCAGAGUUUUAAGGCUUACAGUUACAUGCACCAGUCCCAACUUUCAACAAAAGCUUGAUGUGCAAUUACACUAAAACGUAACUUAAUUUCCAAUAAGCAAACGAGUGUGUGAGGUAGUCCAUUUGGUACAGUUUCGCUUUUUCAUGCAAUGUGAUUUAGACAAAGGAUAUACUGUACUAUUGUAUCAGUUCAUAUUAUGUACAUAAAUAAAUGAAUUAAUAAUUUCACUUAAGUUAAGGAAGUCUGUGUAAAUAUGGUUGUAAAUGAGGCCUCACAUAUUUUUAUAUUUUGUAUGGAUAGAAUCAUUUAUGUAUUAAAUAUCUAUAAUGUAGAGAUAGACAAUGGCAAAACAACUUAUGCAUGUUUUAUUUGGCUGACCUGGUCCUGCAUUUGGAAUAAAGGAGUAUUUCAGUGAGUACUUUGAGUGACAGACGGUUUUUCUCUACAGGGAAUGGCAACAUGUGUGAACAAGUGUUGCAUAAAGGUGAAUUAUUCCCCACCAGUCACCUUCCCCAUCUGUUUAAUGCAUACAUGAAUUACAAUGUGAUGUAGAGGUUGAUUAUAGAGUCACUCUCAAAUGGAUUGUUUUACAUAGAAGCUGUCUUCAUGUUCCAACAAUCUGAGCUAUAUGGUCCUGGAAAUGGUUGCAACAGAAGUUCAGGUUUAUUGCAUCAGCCUACGGGCCCUCGAGUUGAAACUGCUGACAGGAGAGAAGAGAUUCAGUUAUUCAAAUCAGGUGAUGCAUGGUUAAUAAAAAUCUUUUUGCUAAUCUGUGGCUCCAAAAUUGAAAAAGCCUAGCAAGUUUGAAUGGUUUACCAUGAAAUUUGUACUAAUACUCUCAUGGUACCUGGAGGAUGAAUUCUACUAAUUAGGUGAUUUCACAACUGUUCCUCCAGUCCCAAAUAACAGGUCAACUUUUCUCUAUCUCGAUUAUCUAUAAGAUUUAACAGAGUUUGGUUACAUGUUUGCAUUAUAUCAUUGGUCGGAGCCCCAUUACAUCUGUAUCUAAUUAUCAAAAGCAAAAGUGACACCAGGGAAAACCUGAUCACUCUUAUCCAAUCAGUCAUCCAAAAGGAGUCAAUUUCACCCCUAUCUGUUAACACACUAUGGCAAGUUAGUUUCUGAUAGUAUUUCAAGUUUGUGAACAUUAUGGCAAAAACAUAAAUUUUUGUCUCAGGCUGGUCUUGAGAGUUGGAAAUUUUGAAUUUUGUUACUGGGCAGAGAUAUGAGAGCUGACUUAUUAGGAGCUACUGAGCCCCAAACCAUCAAGAGCAAGGUCUUGUCCUUCAAUCCAAGCAAUGAUAGCAGAGCUGGUGAGUGCAUCUCAAAGGUGUUGAGUAACUUAAACCAUAAGCUGUAGUGAUAAUAGCAACAUUGGCAAAAGCUCUGAUAUUUGCCUCAUCUAUAUUCAAGAUGUGUAAAGCUCCAAGAAGUAGAGCUAAAUGAGGACAGAAGUCAACAUGAAUAUUCCUGCAGACGUCCUGUCCAUCGUGUCUAACUAAACCUUUAGUGGAAAUGUUUAAUGUGAAUAUACAUAAAAGGAGGUUAACAUUUUUAAUUUCAACUUGAAUUGUUUAGUUGAAUGGUAAUUCUUACUGUAAGGAGACUGAUAAGAAUAUGUUGCCAUGAAAGCAUUCCUUACUGUGGGAUCAUUAGAGGGACUAUUUAUUUUAGCUGAAGUACUUUUUCAAUCAAUAAAAUCAUCUUAAAAUCAA
Messenger RNA from Notolabrus celidotus (New Zealand spotty), 4947 nucleotides. It is a transcript of the gene prickle2b, whose product is annotated as prickle homolog 2b. The record is from RefSeq and is a predicted model, not a curated record. Bases 221 to 3013 code for a protein of 930 amino acids. NCBI's taxonomy places the organism in Eukaryota, Metazoa, Chordata, Actinopteri, Labriformes, Labridae. The transcript is spliced from 9 exons. Gene Ontology annotation, molecular function: zinc ion binding.